Chenopodium quinoa (quinoa) is the source of this 531-nucleotide messenger RNA. RefSeq lists its product as uncharacterized. NCBI's taxonomy places the organism in Eukaryota, Viridiplantae, Streptophyta, Magnoliopsida, Caryophyllales, Amaranthaceae. The transcript has a single exon. Gene Ontology annotation, molecular function: zinc ion binding; nucleic acid binding. Bases 1 to 531 code for a protein of 176 amino acids. The record is from RefSeq and is a predicted model, not a curated record.
AUGAAAAAUCAUGAAUCACGUCCUACUGGCUCUACUCCAUUCCCUGAAGUGAAUGUGACAACCCAUAACGGGAAAGAAACUAAAAACAGGGACCAUUCCAGCAGUAGUGGUCGAGGUAGAGGUCGUGGUCGUGGCCAAUGGCGUGGCCGGGGUCGUGGACGUGGAUAUGGUAGAGGUCGUGGAGGUCAUUUCACAAACUCACAUUCCCACCAGAAGUGGGAAUGUAGGGAUGAAAAAGAGAAAAGUGAUAACAAUAUAUGUUACCGUUGUGGAGGAAAAGGUCAUUGGUCUCGGGUUUGUAGAACUCCAAAGCAUCUUAUUGAACUUUACCAAGAAUCAUUGAAGAAAGGAAAGAAAGUUGAGGCAAACCUUGUUCUUGAAAAUGGUGAAGGUGAUUUUGAUUUUGGCAAUGCCAAUCAAUUUGAUGUUGGUGAUUUCCUUACUUUCCCGAAAGGGAAUAAUUUUGAUUUUGACAGUACAACUCAUUUAGAAGUUGUCGAUUUCUUCACUGCCCCAGAAGGGAAUAAUUAA